Molecule: messenger RNA, 279 nt
Organism: Peronospora matthiolae
Lineage: Eukaryota; Oomycota; Peronosporomycetes; Peronosporales; Peronosporaceae
Source: the annotation of a GenBank genome assembly
AUGAAUGCGCGCACACGAGCAACGACGGCAAACUCAGCGAAGAGAUGGGAAUCGACGGGUGAGUCACGAAAGGUGGUGGUGACACGCACAAUGAAGAUACAUGACUCGACGAGCAACCCACAGGAGGUGGCGAAGAUACGCGCGUUGAAAAAACACGGCUGGACGAGUGAGUCGCUUAAAGUGGCGGUGACAUGGUCGGCGAAGGGACUGGACUCGACGGGUCAGACAUUGGAGGCAGAGAAGGCGAGGACGGCGAGUAUACAGAACUCGACAAUUUAG